AAAAAAUGGCCGCUCGCGGCAGAGCGACACUCGCAAUGAUGAGCGACAACAACACAAACAUAACCCUCUCAAAAUGUGACAGCUGACCCGAACCGACACCAGCACACACGCCGGCUUCCGAACGGAUGGGUAUCGCGGCCGGUGGCGGUGGAGGCCAGGAACGACAGCGUUUGUGUUUCCGUUGUAAUUUGAAGGAAAUAAGUGAGUUAGCUAUCCUGCUAACGUUAGCCGCGCGCUAAACUGGAGCUGAACGAAUCAGAACCAGAACAAGAUACACGAAAACAGAGCACAGGAGCUGCAUUAUCACUGCUAACAUGAGCGGACCGAGUCAGGACAGCGAGCCGGAGGCCAAAGUGCUUCAUAUUAAACGGCUGUACAGGGCUGUGGUGGAAACGGUGCAUAAGUUGGACAUUAUAAUCAGCGGCAAGUCGUCGUACAGGGAGGUCUUUAAACCUGAGAACAUCAGCUUGAGGAACAAAUUGCGAGAACUUUGCGUAAAGCUGAUGUUCCUGCAUCCUGUGGAUUAUGGACGCAAGGCAGAAGAGCUGCUGUGGAGGAAAGUCUACUAUGAGGUCAUUCAGGUGAUCAAGACCAACAAGAAGCAUAUUCACAGCCGCAGUGCUCUGGAGUGUGCCUACAGGACGCAUCUGAUUGCCGGGGUGGGCUUUUUUCAACACCUGCUGCUCUACAUCCAGUCACACUAUCAGCUGGAGUUACAGGACUGCAUAGACUGGACACAUGUCACCGACCCGCUCAUCGGUCGUAAGAAACCAGUCUCAGCCACCUCUAAAGAGAUGGAAUGGGCCCAGAUGGCGUGUCACAGAUGCCUUGUGUACUUGGGAGAUCUCGCGCGCUACCAGAAUGAACUGGCGGGAGUGGAGGCCGAGCAGCUGGCGGAGCGUUUCUAUCACCAGGCCCUGUCUGUCGCACCUCACGUCGGCAUGCCGUUUAAUCAGUUGGGUACGCUUGCCGGAAGUAAAUUUUAUAAUGUGGAGGCUACUUACUACUACUUGCGCUGUAUUCAGUCAGAGACUCCCUUCGACGGUGCGUAUGGGAAUUUAAAGCGUCUGUUUGACAAGGCAUCCAAGAUGUACCACCAGGUGAAGAAACAAGAAAUGAAGAAGCUUUCACCAUCUCGACAGAGGUCAAAAGACAUCAAAAGACUGCUGGUGAGCUUCAUGUAUUUGCAGAGCCUGUUACAGCCCAAGAACAGUCUGAUGGAGACGGAGCUGACGUCGCUGUGCCAGUCUGUGCUGGAAGACUUUAACCUGGUGCUUUUCUACCUGCCUCUUCCUGCUCAUGGCAGCCAGUCGGCCAGCGAGGAGGAGGAAGAGCACGACUCUGUUGGUUCUGUGCUUCCAGACAGCCUUAUUUUCAAGAUGGUGGUGAUUUGUCUGAUGGUGGUGCACAGCCUGAAGCGAGGGGCUUCAAAGCAGUACAGCGCCUCCAUCGCUUUCACAUUGGCGCUGUUCUCCCAUCUGGUCAAUCAUGUCAACAUUCGACUGCAAGCUGAAUUGGAGGAGGGAGAGAGUGAUGUCCCAGCCCUGCGCACCGAUAACACUGAUGACGCUGAUGCCAGAGAUCACAGUAGUGCUGCUCUCUCAGAGGAGCGAACCCUGCAGAACGGCUCUCUGGAGGAGGAUGACGAUGAAGAGGAGGAGGAAAAGGAGAACGGGGAAGACGAGCCUAAAGGCAACGGAAGAACUGUGGCGACAAAGAAAAACCAGGAGAAGAAGAGAUCAGCCGAGGAGAAGCAAAAACAGAAGCGGAAGUUCUCAAGGCUCUCCAUGCUUCGCCGAAGACGCUGUGCUCACAAGGAGGAUGAGAGCGACCUGAGUGAGGGCUUUGAGAGCGAUGAAGAGGAGGAGGAGGAGGAGGAAGGUGGUGGCGGUGGUCUGGUUGAUGGUCUGGGAGCCCCCAGGGUCCAGAUGAACUCUUUAGGAAGAGACACACGGAAGGGGCCACUGCCGGAGGACGGCGGCUGGGAAAGCGGUUCAGAGGAGGAUGAGGGUGGCACGGCUUUUGACGUGGAGACAGACUCUGACAUGAACAGUCAGGAAUCGCGAUCGGAUCUGGAAGACAUGGAGGAUGCUGAAAAUGCACCACAACAGCCACAACAAGAGGAAAAUGAGCAGCCGCAAACGUCUAGAGAGGAAAACGCCACCCCUCCAGUAACCAAUGGGCCGUCUGUGUCUAAUGAUGCCAGUAUCAGCAGUAACCUGCAGGCCAUGUCCUCGCAGCUUUUCCAGGCCAAACGCUGCUUCCGGCUCGCCCCUACAUUCAGCAAUGUGCUGCUCCGCCCUGCAACUACCACUCCCCCUGCCCCAGAAUCAAACCCCGCCCCAGUCCAAGAAAUCACACCCCCUACUGGAGAAACGCCAAGAAACACGAGUCCAGAGAUUGCAAACGGAACCAAUGAUAAGGAUCCUGACUCUAAUUCUGAGGGCAGCGAACACAGCAACCAUUCGUUUCACAGUGAGAAAACUCUUUCUGAGCGACUGGAGAUUCUGACCAAUCAGGGUCUUAUUCAGGUGGUGAAGGUGUUUUUGGAUUGGCUGAGGACGAACACAGACAUCAUCCUAAUGUGUGCUCAGAGUUCUCAAAGCUUGUGGAACAGGCUGUCAGUGCUGCUUAAUUUACUUCCCGAGGGAAGCAAGAUCUUAGAAACAGAUAUAGGUCUGAAUAAGGAUGUAACGGAGCUUCUAAGUGAGUGUGAGCACCCUAGUUUGGCCCAGACGUUGUUGUUACCUGAAGAUAUGGCUCUCCGUCAUCUUCCUGCCCUCAGCAUAGCCCAUCGACGCCUGGACUUCACUAGCCAGAGACCCCCUCUUACCCCCCUGGAUGAGUGUGUGGUGCGCGUGUGCUGUAUUCGCAGCUUCGGUCACUUCCUCACUAAUCUCCAAGGCAACGUGCUACACUUCAACCCGGAGGCGGGCAUCUUCACAAGCAUCAGCCAAUCAGAACAGGACAACCUGGUUCAGCAGGCCAAGGCCCAAUUCCGCAUGGCGGAGGAGGAAGCUCGCAGAAACCGGCUCAUGAGAGACAUGGCCCAGCUGCGCCUGCAGUUGGAGGUUUCUCAGCUGGAGGGCAGUCUGCAGCAGCCUAAAGCCCAGUCCUCCAUGUCUCCUUAUCUGGUGCCAGAUACUGCUGUCCUCUGCCAGCACCUGGGGCUGCUCAGACAGCUGGCUGCCAGCGGAUGCUUCAUCAUCAUCAUCCCUCGCACAGUGAUUGACGGUCUGGACAUGCUGAAGAAAGAGAACUCUGGCGCAAGAGAUGGCAUCCGGUUCCUUGAGACAGAGUUUCGGAAAGGGAAUAGGUACAUCCGCUGUCAGAAAGAGUCAGGAAGAAGCUUUGAGAGGGACAAACUAAAACGUCAGGACACAGAAGCCUGGCACCUAUAUAAGAUGGUGGACAGCUGUCGUCAGCUGACGGGAUCUCAGAGCAGUGGAGAUGAAGACACCGCCGGCAUGGUCACCAUUCUCACUGGACACUCAUUAGAGGAGCUGAGUGAAAGAUCGGCUUCCAUGAAGGCGGCUGUCCAGGCGGUAGCAGCAGCAGGCAUGGAGCUAAAAAACAUCAUCGAAUUUUACCGGCAAUGGAAAGAGAUGGGCUGAGAAACGGUGCGGGACGCAGGGGGUGGACUCGGCAUUCGCUGAUCGCACACUCACUCCCCCUCACUCUCUCUAUCUCUCUCGCUCUCUCUCUCUCCCACUUUGCUGCUCUGUCUGUAUAUGUGUCUCCAAGACAAAAAAAAAA
Messenger RNA from Danio rerio (zebrafish), 3756 nucleotides. RefSeq names its product SMG5 nonsense mediated mRNA decay factor (gene smg5). Gene Ontology annotation, cellular component: cytoplasm; nucleus. Lineage: Eukaryota; Metazoa; Chordata; Actinopteri; Cypriniformes; Danionidae. The record is from RefSeq and is marked provisional.